Messenger RNA from Phymastichus coffea, 3945 nucleotides. RefSeq names its product sterol regulatory element-binding protein 1 (gene SREBP). The record is from RefSeq and is a predicted model, not a curated record. The transcript has 8 exons. Gene Ontology annotation, cellular component: nucleus. Gene Ontology annotation, molecular function: DNA-binding transcription factor activity, RNA polymerase II-specific; RNA polymerase II cis-regulatory region sequence-specific DNA binding; protein dimerization activity. Lineage: Eukaryota; Metazoa; Arthropoda; Insecta; Hymenoptera; Eulophidae. Gene Ontology annotation, biological process: regulation of transcription by RNA polymerase II. Bases 178 to 3207 code for a protein of 1009 amino acids.
AGUAGUGCGAUUGGUUAAUACGUGGUCGGAUGAUCGCGGCGCGUUUUGUUUUUUGGCUUUUAUUGCGUUUGACACAUUCUCGACUGAUCCUCGUGUGUACCUCCGUAUGUUGUAGAAUUUGUGAAAAUAUAAGGGUUUAAUGUGACGAAUAAAGUGGAGAACAAGCGUCGUAUCAAAAUGAGCGAUGGCGAUACUUGGACUCCGGUCCAAGACAAUGACUUUUCUAGUUUUUCAGCUAAUGACGGUUUCAAUUUGAACGACAUGACCGGUUUCGAUGAUCUGCUGUCUAACUGUGAAAAUGAGCUGUUAAGCAAUGGAAGCUUAUUCAGUGAUGAACACUUGCUAUCUGAGCUGGAUGAUUCUUCUUUGCCAAUGGAAAGUGGAAAUCUCGAAUUUAAUUUUUUAAACUCCAAUUCUGUCGAAAACAAGAUAGAUCCAUUAUUUCAUGAAGUUCCGAAUGUGAAAUCGAAUGUAACCGUAUUACCUGCUCCAGUGCAACAGCCAGUCCUUUGUCAGACACAGAUGGAUAUUGCUCGGCCAAUACAGCAAAAUCCAGAGAGAAUAGUUCCAGCACCUGCUGCUAAGCCACAAACAACUAUUUUUGGUCAACACUACACCAUUGCUCCAAAUGUGAAUUUUAAUGUUCCAUCUCCAAUUGUGACCCUUGCACCUGUUACAACACAGCAAAGGCAGUUAUUAUUACCGGCUAAGUUGAUAAAAUCAGAACCUAUUGUAUAUUCUGGUAGACAACAAACUAUCAAUACGACUCCAGUUCAGCAUCAAAUACAUACUUUAGUAAAUACUGGCAAUGGCACAGUACUCGCAACAGGAAUACCCUUGGUACUUGAUACAGAAAAGGUACAAAUUAACAGAAUAAACACAAGUAGUCAUGUUACUGUUCCAAAAGUUAAGGAAGUAAAGCGCAGUGCCCACAAUGCAAUUGAACGUCGGUAUAGAACAUCAAUUAAUGAUAAAAUCAUUGAACUUAAAAAUAUUGUUGUUGGAGUUGAUGCAAAGCUUAACAAAUCAGCAAUUUUGAGAAAAACAAUAGAUUACAUCAGAUUUCUUCAAAACUCGAACGCCAAAUUAAAGGCGGAAAACAUGUCUCUGAAGAUGACUGCGCAAAGACAAAACCUUCGUGAGCUUUUGGUGUGUGGCGAGCUUACUCCGCCUCGUUCGGAUACGAGUGAACCAUCGUUGUCACCAGCACCAGCACCUAUGUCACCACAAUCACCUCCACCACCGGUUAUCAAGGAAGAACCCGAAGUUAUGCAGAAUCUACGCAAACCAACGACGACAUCACAGGGCAAUGGUAUGCCGGAUCACACUCGUGUUUCUUUGUGCGCAUUUUUGUUCAUCUUCCUGGCAUUCAAUCCACUUGGCUUCGUCAUGAAUAACAUGGUGAGAUUCAAUUAUGAUUACUCAAGGAAACUCGAGGGAAGAACGAUAUUGAAUUUUCAAGAUCAUGCCGAUACUGAAACGAACGUGUGGAGCAAUAUGAUCAUUUGGUUUACAAAUACUUUGCUCCUGGUUUUCGGUAUGUGUCGACUGUUGCUGUACGCAGAUCCAGUGCUACCAGCUGAUAGUAAAGUGUCUGUUGAACUUCAUCGCUGGAGACGUCAAGCAGAGUUUAACAUCUCACGGAACGACUACGAACAAGGCCAUCGUGACCUAAGCCAAUGCCUCCAGUACUUUUCGCGAAGUUUGCCACUUACGCGGAUGGACACCUUCUUUGUAACGAUUUGGCAACUAUUCCGGCAAAUAUUGCAUCGACUUUAUAUUAGUCGUUUGGUAACGUUCAUUGGCAAGAAGUUCUUUGACAAAUCUGAAAGAUCGUUGGCGGAAAUAUCUGCUAUGGAAAUUUCAACGGUUUAUCAGCACAUGCUAUGCCUGAAGUUGUCUCAAGAUUCGAAAGACUCAAUUAUGCACAUUGCACUAUCGACUCUCAACUACGCCGAAGCUGCUGGUGAUACAAUGCCUAAGUCAAUGUUGGCCGAGAUUUAUAUCAACGUUGCCCUUUGUUUUAAACAAUCGCUUUUCCCAUUCGUGCAUAAGUUCUAUCUUAAUAAGGCAAGAAGUAUUUUGGCUUCAUGUAUUGUACCGCAAAAGCUCAAAUGGAUCAUGAACGACGAUGGUAUGAAAUUUUUGGUAUCACAGAAAUGGAGUUACGGACAGAAAGAGGAGAGCGAUUUUACUGUCCAGAAUAACAAGUCUGAUCCACUGUCUUAUGCCGCUAGAGCUUACAGAGAGCAUUUAAUCAAUCAAGGUUUGAGACUAUUGGCAGGCACUGUUAGCGAUACUCAUGCUUCUGGACUUUUGGAUAUUUCUAAGAAGAUCAUGGUAUCAGCUCAAAUUGACUUAUGCAUUUGUAGUGAGGAGAAGAUUGGUGUUACAAAAGUGGAAGACGAAGUUGGAUUAUGGUGGGGCGCUGUAAUGUGUGUAGCCGCGAACUUCCGAUUAGGUGAGGAAGACUCUAACGCUUGGAACAUUGUCGAAGGGAAAUUUCCAUUCGAGAAAAAUUCACAACUAAACAACGGAAAUCCUUUGCCACAUGCUGUUUUGCUACUUCUUCAAUCGGCAAGAUGCACGUCCAAGCAUACAACGAUGCGUCUUGUAGAUCAAGCUAGUACAUUUCUAGAACAUUCGACUGUUUAUAACAAUUGUAAACAACAAUCAUCUCAAAACGUUUUGCUUACCGAGCUGUGGGUAUGCGAUUGGUUGUUGGAGAUGAGGACAACGCUUUGGGAGGAGUUGAAUGCAGAUAUCGAAAGACCGACUAUCAAUUCUGCUCUCGUUGGUUUUCAACGAGAUCUCGCGUGUAUGCGGCAGUUGUGUCAGCACAUACCGUCAUUACAGUCUGUUCUACCGCGAGUUUUCUUAUACGAAGCAACAGCAAGGAUUAUGGCCGGCGCUACACCGGUCAAAACUCAGAUCCUUCUAGAUCGAAGUUUGCAUCAUCGAAACUCCCGCUCCUCGAUUAUAUGUGGAAAGGAUCGAUCGCACGAUCAAGGUAGCGGCGAACGUGAGCAUGCUGCAGCUUUGUGUUUAGCUUGUAGACACUUACCUGUUCUGUUAUUGGCUUCACCUGGCGAACGUGCUGGUAUGCUUGCCGAGGCUGCUAAAACACUAGAACGUCUUGGUGAUAAGAAGAGACUACAAGAAUGUUAUGAACUGAUCAAACAACUGACACCAGCUAUUUCGAAUUAAAAAUAAUUAAUUAAUAUUAAGAUUCUGAUAGCCUCACCCUGAUAUUAAGCAAUUUAUAAAUGUUUGGAAAAAGGAAAAAAAAAUUUAAAUAAGUGUUUUAAUUAGUUAUACUGCCUAGCUAUAGUAUCUUAUCUCCUUUGUGCGAUGAUGUGUAGUGUAUAGAGUAAAAAUUAAUUUUUUUGUCUACGAGAUUAAUAUGAAUUUUGUGUUGAGAAUGAUAAUAGUAAGUCUGCACUUUGUCAUUCAGCUGAUAGUGCUGUACAUUUAUUGUGAACUUAAGGCGUAGGUCUUAUAGUGUAUAUAUAAAUGUGUGUUUGUGCGCGCGGGCGUGUGUGUGUGUGUAGAGCGUGAGCAUAUUUCCAAAGCGUCCGCAUUCAAUAGAAGUAGGUUCCUCUUACCUGCUAUUAGAAUUUGUUAACAUAAAGACUCUCCCUCUCUUUCUUUCUCUUUCCUAUAUUAUGAAAUGAGAACAAUUUUAGUAGUGGUACAGACUUAUAUAGUUCCAACAUACAUUUGUUUUCUUUUGAUAUUUUUUGCGUACUAUAUAUUAUAGAUUGUAUUCUGUUCAUCUUACUACGUAGAUUUAGACUGGUUAGAUGUGAGUAUUUAUUGUUUUCAUAGGGUACACUUGGGUGCAAUUGUACUAAUUGUUACGGUUAUUUUUAUUUCCAACCGAGAAAUUGUCGGGAAAAUAUGUAUAAGAAAUGAUGAGUCAUAAAUCAAUCGAUAAAUUCCAUA